AUGGUACUUUCUCCUCAAGAUUGGACCAGUCGGAUGGUAGCAAAAGUGUCUCCUUAUCUGAAUCCAGACUGUUCGUCACCCUUAGUUCGUCAGCGUCAUCAAGACUGUUUAAGUGAAGAGCUGAAUUACUGUAAAGGUCUAGGAGUUCCAGCAAUUAUUUUGUCUCUCCAUUGCAGGGAAAGUAACAAUUUAGCUAGAAUUGUUCAGGCACAUUAUGAAAGCAGUCACCAACAAAGUUUGCUUUGGGCUCGAGUACCCUUGGCAUGUAGCAAGAAUAGGAGAGAGAGGGGAAUUUCAGAUAAAGACUCUGAGGAUGAUGAAGAUGAAGCAUUUGAGGAGCCCUGGCAGUGGUGGUCUAAUUUUCAUGAGCGUUUGGAAUGGGAUAAAAGAAUUGGUGUAGUGCUGGAAAUAUCUGCAAACCUUCCAUCUCAAGAUAUAAUUAAGCGCUGGUUAGGAGAACCCAUCAAGGCUAUCAUUGUGCCUACUUCCAUAUUCCAUACAAAUAAAAAAGGGUACCCAGUAUUGUCACGAGCCCACCAACAGUUAGUAGUCAGCAUGGUAGAACAUGAAGCACAAGUGAUUAUUAGUGGAGCCAGAAGGGCCAAUAUAGAGUUCUACUUCCAGUAUCUGUGUAGAAUUUGGAAAAGGCGACCCUAUUUUGGUGAUGACCCUAUGCUGAGUUAUGCAAAAGGAUGGGAAGAUUAUCUUCAACAUCCAUUGCAGCCUCUUGCAGAUAAUUUGGAUACACACACUUAUAAUGUGUUUGAAAAAGAUCCUGUAAAAUAUGACCAGUAUCAAAAAGCUAUAGCUCAAGCUUUAAUUGAUUUGCAAAAAGAAUCAUCAAAAAAGAAUCAAGAUAUUCCUGAAAGAGAUGACAUAGAAAUUGGACAGGGAGAACAUGUGAAAAGAAAAACUAUUACAGUGAUGGUACUAGGCGCUGGCAGAGGACCCCUUGUCAGGGCAACUUUUAAUGCAGCUGAUAUAACAAACACUAAAGUGAAGGUGAUUGCAGUAGAAAAAAAUCCCUGUGCUGUUGUUGUAUUAGCAGCACAGGUCCGAGAGGUAUGGCGAGACCGGGAUGUCGUAGUGAUACCAGGUGACAUGCGAGAAAUCAAUCUAACACCAAAAGCUGAUAUAAUUGUGUCAGAAUUACUAGGUUCAUGGGGAGAUAAUGAACUCUCCCCUGAAUGUUUGGAUGGAGCCGCAGGACUAUUAAAGUCAGGGGGUAUAUCGAUACCCUGUCAGUACAGAUCGUUCUUGGCGCCAAUUUCAUCACCUCGAUUGUGGGCAGCUGCUAAGUCUUCAUCCUCCACUUUUCCACAUAAAAAAAAUGGCAAUUUGGAGACCUUAUGGGUUGUAUACAUGCAGAAUAAACAUGACAUUGCUGAAACAAAGGUGCUGUUCACUUUUGAACAUCCAGCAAAGGGAGCAACAGAUCAUGAAGGUCAAGAAAUGACUGAUUACAGAGGGCUACCAUUGACAGAUAACAGAAGAGAAGCUGUAGUGAAUUGGACAGUUGAGAGAGAUAGUGUUAUGCAUGGCUUUGGAGGAUAUUUUGAUUGCACGCUAUAUGCAAAAGAGGUCAUAAGCAUUGUUCCAUCUACACACAGUCCAGGCAUGAUAUCAUGGUUUCCAGUGUUUAUACCAAUUAAGACCCCACUACGAGUGCACAAAGGCGAAAUAAUUACAGCAAGAUUCUGGCGGUGUGUCAACGCUCGAAGGGUGUGGUAUGAAUGGAUAGUAGAAGUAGGCAACCGAACAACUAAAUUGCAUAAUGUUAAUGGACAAAGUUCAGAAAUGUUUUUGUAG
Molecule: messenger RNA, 1809 nt
Organism: Arctia plantaginis
Lineage: Eukaryota; Metazoa; Arthropoda; Insecta; Lepidoptera; Erebidae
Source: the annotation of a GenBank genome assembly